GGACCGGCCCAGCGCAGCCCCGGCACGGGGAGCGCCGGCCGGGCGAGGGCGCGGGCGAUGCCGCGGUGACGGCCCCGCCAUGGCGAAGCCCCCGGCGGCAGCGGCGGCGGCGGCGGCGUCGUCGGAGGAGCUGAGCCAGGUGCCGGACGAGGAGCUGCUGCGCUGGAGCAAGGAGGAGCUGGCGCGGCGGCUGCGGCGCGCCGAGGGCGAGAAGGUGGGCCUCAUGCUGGAGCACGGCGGCCUGAUGCGCGACGUGAACCGGCGGCUGCAGCAGCACCUGCUGGAGAUCCGCGGCCUCAAGGACGUGAACCAGCGGCUGCAGGACGACAACCAGGAGCUGCGCGAGCUCUGCUGCUUCCUCGACGACGACCGGCAGAAGGGGCGCAAGCUGGCGCGCGAGUGGCAGCGCUUCGGGCGCCACGCGGCCGGCGCCGUGUGGCACGAGGUGGCCCGCUCGCAGCAGAAGCUGCGCGAGCUCGAGGCGCGCCAGGAGGCCCUGCUGCGUGAGAACCUGGAGCUCAAGGAGCUGGUGCUCCUGCUGGACGAGGAGCGCGCGGCGCUGGCGGGGGGCGCGGGCGGCGGCGGCGGCGGCGGCGGCGGCGCCGCCGGCUCCCGUAGCUCCAUCGACAGCCAGGCCAGCCUGAGCGGGCCGCUGGCGGGCGGCGCGGCCGGAGCGGGGACCCGCGACGUGGGCGACGGCAGCAGCACGUCGAGCGCCGGCAGCGGCGGCAGCCCCGACCACCACCACCACGUCCCGCCCCCGCUGCUGCCCCCCGGGCCGCACAAGGCCCCGGACGGCAAGGCUGUCGCAACGCGCAGGUCCCUGGACGACCUGUCGGCGCCACCGCACCACCGAAGCAUCCCCAACGGCCUGCACGAUCCCUCGUCCACCUACAUCAGGCAGCUGGAGACCAAGGUGAAGCUGCUGGAGGGUGACAAGCUCCUGGCACAGCAGGCAGGCUCCGGAGAGUUCCGGACACUGCGGAAAGGCUUCUCCCCCUACCACUCGGAGUCCCAGCUCUCCAGCCUGCCGCCCUCCUACCAGGAUGCCCGGCAGAAUGGCCCGGCCUGCACGGUUCCUGAGCUGUCCUCGGGCGGCUACAGCUCUGCGGGACAGAAGCCCGAGGCUGUCGUACACGCCAUGAAGGUGCUAGAGGUACACGAGAACCUGGAGCGACAGCUCCAGGACAGCUGUGAGGAGGACCUGAGUGAGAAGGAGAAGGCCAUCGUCCGCGAGAUGUGCAACGUGGUCUGGAGAAAACUGGGAGAUGCCGCCAGCUCCAAGCCCUCCAUCCGGCAGCACCUGUCUGGAAACCAGUUCAAAGGGCCUUUGUAG
Eubalaena glacialis (North Atlantic right whale) is the source of this 1336-nucleotide messenger RNA. It is a transcript of the gene CCDC85C, whose product is annotated as coiled-coil domain containing 85C. Gene Ontology annotation, cellular component: apical junction complex. The transcript is spliced from 6 exons. The record is from RefSeq and is a predicted model, not a curated record. Lineage: Eukaryota; Metazoa; Chordata; Mammalia; Artiodactyla; Balaenidae. Bases 80 to 1336 code for a protein of 418 amino acids.